Erigeron canadensis is the source of this 336-nucleotide messenger RNA. RefSeq lists its product as uncharacterized. The record is from RefSeq and is a predicted model, not a curated record. The transcript has a single exon. The coding region runs from base 1 to 336 and encodes 111 amino acids. Lineage: Eukaryota; Viridiplantae; Streptophyta; Magnoliopsida; Asterales; Asteraceae.
AUGGCGCAUUAUGCGUUUCAACAAGAUGUCCGUGAUACUACCUCCUCUUCAAGAACGUAUACAAUACGCGACGAUCGUCUUGAGUCUCACAACCGUCUUUUUCAAGAUUACUUUGCCGAGGAACCGAAAUUUAAUGAGACUUUUUUUAGACAACGGUUUCGUAUGAGUAAACGGUUGUUUGUGAAGAUAGCUUCAGAUUUGGAAAACAAUUUUAGUUUUUUUCAAAGGAAGAUGGACGCUCGUGGUAAAUGGGGGUUCUCGGCUUUACAGAGAUGCACAUAUGCAGUUUGCCAGUUAGGAUACGGUAGUAAUCCCGACAGUUUAGAUGAUUAUUGA